GAAGCAUAACGGCCGAACGUUGGUGAAUAUUGACAAAAAUAGUAUCUCAUAACAGUUCAGCUUUCUUGAUAGUUUAUCUUUCUAUAAAGUGAGUGAAGAUGGAGGAAGCCCCGGAGCAGGCAGUGACCGACAGCGGCAGCGGGAACGCUUUCAGCCAGUACGUCCGGCAUCACCUCUUCCUGCUCUCCAGUCUGCUCUCCGUCGCCUUGGGGAUUGCAUUUGGCUAUAUAAUGGAUUACUACGUGGAACUGACAGACAUGGACAAACUGUACAUCGCCUUUCCAGGAAACGUCCUCAUGAGGAUGCUGCAGCUGGUGGCGGUUCCUCUCAUCGUGACCAGCGUCAUUUCAGGAGUGUCUGGCCUGAGUGUUCACGUCUCCGGUCAGAUCGCUCUGCGUGCGGCCGUGUACUUUGUCGGGACGACAAUCAUUGCUGUGAGCAUAGGGUUAUUCUUGGUGCUGACGGUCCAGCCUGGAGCCGCCUACACUGUCGAGAAGGAGGAGACAGAGCAGGAAACUUUCUCCACCAUCGACGCCUUGCUGGAUCUUGUGAGAAACCUGUUGCCAAAGAGUAUCAUCCAGGCUUGCUACGAGCAGUACAAGACCAAGAAGCUGCAGUUUGUAGUUCACACAAUGGAGCCGAACUCUAGCGUGCAAACGAACACUACAAUGGUUCGGCUGGAAGGUCACUAUGUGGAAGGAGUGAACACGCUGGGCCUGAUCACAUGCUCCUUCUUCCUCGGAGUGACCCUGAACAAGAUGGGGGAGAAAGGAAAGAUCUUAGUGGAGUUCUUCACCAUUCUCCAAGCAACCACCAAAUACAUUGUCAACAUGGUCUUGUGGUACCUGCCAUUUGGAGUGCUCUUUAUGAUUGCGAGCAAUGUUGUCGAGGCUCGUGACUGGGAAACCACCCGCAAACUGGGAAUGUUCAUGGUUAUAGUUCUUAUUGGCCUCGUCCUCCAGGCCUUCAUUGUCCUGCCGACGAUUUAUUUCCUGGCUGUGAGGCGGAACCCCUUUCAGGUCUACCGCGGGGUUUCAACAGCCUUACUGACCGCGUUGCUCAUCUCCUCCAGCUCCGCCACGCUGCCACUCACUCUGCGAUGCUGUGUGGAGAAAAUCAAAAUGGACUACAGGAUCGCGCGCUUCAUGCUGCCCAUUGGGACCAACGUGAACAUGGAUGGAAGCGCCCUUUACGAGGUGAUCGCGGCCGUUUUCAUCGCCCAGCUGAACGACAUCCAUCUGGACGUCAGCCAGCUUAUCACCCUUGCAGUGAUGUCGGCCGUGUCCAGCCUCGGAGCGGCAGGGAUCCCCGCCGAAGGAGCGGUGACCACCCUCUUCGUGCUGUCCGCCGUGGGCCUGCCGGUGAGGGAAGCCUCCAUGCUGAUGGUGGUGGAAUGGCUGCUAGACCGCCUCAACACCGUCGUCAAUGUUUUGGGAGACUGCGUUGGCUUGGCGAUGAUUCACCACCUGUCUGAAAAGGAACUGGCAGUUAUGGACCGCGCGCAUGAGGAGAGUCUGAACAGGACGGCUGAAGCGGCUGCCGAGGAUCACCUGAGCUCCGUGGAAUCCCAGUACGCCCUGUCGGAAAUAGAAUAACUCCAAGAGUUCAGCAGCAGGAACAGGGAUGAUCCAAUGAUAACAAGUUGUGAUAUCUCUCUGAAAUUUUGUUUGUGUUUUUUUAUUUGGUGAAGCAUAUUUUGUAUUUUGAUAAAGUAUUAGUCGUAGUAGUUGAUUUUUGUCAAAGUAAUGUCUUUAAUAGCUCAUGUUAUAUGAAGAUAUUGGUCUGAUUUGAUCUAAUAGGUGUAGUGAAUUUGCAUUUAAUAAAAGUUCUAAUACUAAUACAUCCUUAACUACCAUGUGGUAUUAGAUGUAAAAGUAUUUUUUUAUUGAACUUAUGUAACAUGUGGUAAGUGAUUUUAUAUGGAUU
Messenger RNA from Gymnodraco acuticeps, 1926 nucleotides. Its product is annotated as excitatory amino acid transporter 3-like. Gene Ontology annotation, cellular component: plasma membrane. Gene Ontology annotation, molecular function: L-glutamate transmembrane transporter activity; glutamate:sodium symporter activity; L-cysteine transmembrane transporter activity. Lineage: Eukaryota; Metazoa; Chordata; Actinopteri; Perciformes; Bathydraconidae. The record is from RefSeq and is a predicted model, not a curated record. Gene Ontology annotation, biological process: L-glutamate transmembrane transport.